GCUACUUCGGUGAGAAUUCCCUGAGACCGUGAAUUAAUCGGUCACUGAAAACGGGAAAUGUUUGUAGCUGAUUAUGAAUCGAAGUUAUUCUGAAAUUGAUCAACGAAUUUUCAAAGAUAAAGGAACAUAUUUAGAGGAAUAGAUAAAAGGAUUGUGGAUAUAUACAUAUACAAAUAAUAUGGUGCCAACCAUCAAGUAUGCAGUAUAUAUAUUACUGUAUUUAAGUUUGGGUCUACAGACUGCAAAAUGUCAAUCAGCAUGUAACGGUGUAAGUUGUAGUAAUAAAGGAACUUGCAUUGAAAAUGAAGCUUACAGUAGAGGAUAUUGGUGUGAAUGUGACGAAGGGUGGGCUGGUCAGGAUUGCAAACAUCCUGAGCCAACAGUCAGGUGCGGAUAUUCUGACAUAGAAGUUGUCAUCGACAAAGGACUAGUGAGAGAACUAGAGAUCGACGAUGACGCAAAAUACGUUUACUUCGGACUUUCGUCAGCAUCGAGUCAUUGUCGGGCGAAAGAAGAAGAAAAUCUUUACAAAUUGUCAAUACAGGCACCGUUUUCGAACUGUGGAACUCAAGUUAUUCAACGAGGGCCCGGAGACGACUAUACAUUCAGUAAUACGGUAGUAUGGAAUAGAGAAGUUCACAAUCCACAAAACAUGAUUGAUCGAGAAUUAGUUCUUCUAGAUUUUAAAUGUAUCUACGAAGACACUUAUACAGUAACAGGACCAGCUAUAUUGCCAACAAACAAUGUACUUCAGUUUGUUUCUGAAAAAGGAAAGUUUGAAGUUCGAAUGAGACUUUAUGAUGACAAUAGUUACACAAAAGCACAUGAAUUCAGCAGUUCGCCUUCUAUUAUGAUUGGAACAAAUGUAUACGUUCAAGUUGAAUUGGAACUUAUCAAAGACACACAGCUUGUUGUAACUAUGGAUCGUUGUUUCGCUUCACAGUCACGUGAUCCUGCUGAUCCUAUAGCUACAAAGCACAUGCUGGUCACUGACAGAUGCGUGGAUUCCCGUGAUCCAACAGUCCAAAUAUUAUACAAUGGAGAAGAAAGCGAAGGAAGAUUUAAAUUUCAAAUGUUUAAAUGGAGAUGGAGUGCUGAUGACGUUUAUCUACAUUGUGAAAUCGAUAUUUGCAAUAAAACAUUUGAACAGUGUGCCGGUGAAGCAACCAACUGCAAAGGUUCAGGUGACUUCAGACGAAAAAGAGAUUUGCUUCGUGAGGGAAUUUAUGAUCCUGAUUCUCUUACACACACAAAUAAAUUUGUCAGUAACGGACCAAUAAAGGUGGAAAUGCAGGAGGAUCUGUUGGAAUUCGGAGCAUCUGCAGAUGCUGAAGAUUAUGAUACUUCAAUGAUGUUCCUUGGGAUUGUAUUAGCUCUUAUCUUAGCUGCAUUUGGAGUAAUCGUCAUCAUCAUCUUCAGGAGAAGACGUCGCACAAAAGCAUCUCGAAAGAAAGUAAAUUAUGCUCAAGUACCUCAACAACAACAGCAACAACUAAGUUCUUUGAGGUUCACAACUGAAGCUUUCUAAAAAUCAUCUAUGACGCUGUUUUGCUGGCUUUUAUUGCCAUAUAGUAUCAUAACGCAAUAUUACUAGAGCAGGGCGAAUAAGUUAGCCCAGUUCAACAACCGCACAGACAACUAUAUUACAAAAUUUUAAAUAAGGUGCACACCAUAUUCAAAUGUACGGUUGUUUGCCUGCGAAACGCUACAGGCAUUAUAUUAGAAAAUAAAAUAAUCUCAAAUAGGCAGCCAUUUUUGAAAUACCAUACGUAUUAAAAUUAUGUCUAUCAUAACAUGAAAAAAUAUAGUUUAGGUAAUGUAGCCUACCUACUGUGUGAACAUGGGUUGCUAAGAUAUAGCGACUCACCAAUUGCGAUUGAAGUGAUCUACAUGAGCCGCGCGCCCAUGGGUCUUUGAUAUCAAGCUCAGCUAAAUUGCUUAUGUAACGUAGCAAACACUUGCUUUCGACUUGCCUUGUAUUGGUUUACCUUGCACUUUCUUUUACCUUUUUUUUCUUUUGUUGCUAUCUGAACAGAUACAUAGGUAAAUGAAGUUGGAUGUGUUGUGAACUUGAGUGACGUACUAUAGUAACUUUUUAAAAACCUUUUAUGAACCGAAUUUUUAUGAUUUGAAGUAAUUGCUACUAAUAUACUAAAAAAAAACAGUAAGGCGAAAAAGAAAAGACACUUUGGAGGUUGGUCUACAGACCAGAUUCACCAAUCAAUAGCCUAUAUCUGACAGGAUAAUACUAAAAAAUUUCUGAUUUAAAAAAUCCAAUAUAAUUUCAAUCGUACCACUAUAUUUGAAAAAAUUUUUGUAAAAAUAAUUAUAAAUUUCUUACCUAUAUUGACUAAAAUUACAGAUUUAAUCCAAAUCUUGUCUGAUUAAUAUAUAUCACUUUGAAAUUUGUUGAUCAGCAUGUUUAUAACGGAAUUGAAUCAUAAUUAACAAAAACUCUUUUAAAAUUAUUAUGUGACACUUGACCUUUAACCUUUCAGUACUCGCAAAUUUAAUGAGAUAACUAAUUUGUUGCACCUGAUGUAAAAUAUGACUUCUGACACUUUUCAUGUUUUUAAUCAUGUUUGUCCUGUUAUUUUAUGAAUAUUUGAUGAAUUAUGCCUUUCAACAAUAUUAGUAAUAAAUUGGUAUGAAUAUUGUGUUG
Messenger RNA from Styela clava, 2662 nucleotides. Its product is annotated as uromodulin-like. The record is from RefSeq and is a predicted model, not a curated record. Lineage: Eukaryota; Metazoa; Chordata; Ascidiacea; Stolidobranchia; Styelidae.